UAUUGUAUAGCCCACAAGACCCCAGAUUAUUUAAAAAGAUGAUGUCUACAUGGACGUUGAUUUUCCUUCUUCCAACAGUUAUGGCAGUAAGUUGGCCUUCUGGUACAUAUACCUUAAUAAAGCCACAAUCUGGAUGUCCGUCUAACUGGCAAAUAGGAUGGCGACACCAAGACAACGAAGAUAAAAAUAAUCAAAAUUCUGUGAGCAGUCCUCAUCACUUUGAAGGAUCCUUUGGUAGGAACACAAAGAUGUAUUACUGUACUAAAAACACAUACAGUGGGUCAGUAUCAUGGCCGAAAGGAAAUUACUGUAUCCUCAAAUAUGGCUCAUAUUGUCCCUCUGGAUUUAGUACCGGAAGUAUUUUUUGGGAUGAUGAGGACUCUAAUAAUGCUAACGACAAAAGUGGAGUACUACCCAGUGGAACAUACGACAGAAAUACCAGGAUAAAUUACUGUUGCAGGUCUGAUGGGUCCUACAGUACCGCUAUUAGGCUUCCAACUAGUCAAGCUUUUUACCUGUUGAGAUUUACGUCAAACUGUCAAAGGGUGAUUGGGAUGAACGUAAGCGAGGAGUACGUGAAGACUGAUGACGAAGACAACAACAAUGCAAACAGCGUCAGUGGAAGCCAUCCUUUGAAAUCUGGGACAAGAAACACACAACUUCAUUACUGCUACUAUUAUUAGAAACCACUGACUUCAACAUUUUAUUUCUAACUUUUUUUCUCUUUUUUUUCUGAACUUUAUGAUUUCAAACUUGAAUAAAAGUUUCUCCUUGA
Molecule: messenger RNA, 775 nt
Organism: Mytilus trossulus (common blue mussel)
Lineage: Eukaryota; Metazoa; Mollusca; Bivalvia; Mytilida; Mytilidae
Exons: 5
Coding region: 39-683 (214 amino acids)
Source: RefSeq, a predicted model, not a curated record